Messenger RNA from Carya illinoinensis, 4488 nucleotides. Its product is annotated as transcription termination factor MTEF1, chloroplastic. Gene Ontology annotation, biological process: regulation of DNA-templated transcription. The coding region runs from base 69 to 974 and encodes 301 amino acids. Gene Ontology annotation, molecular function: double-stranded DNA binding. The transcript has 3 exons. The record is from RefSeq and is a predicted model, not a curated record. NCBI's taxonomy places the organism in Eukaryota, Viridiplantae, Streptophyta, Magnoliopsida, Fagales, Juglandaceae.
AUUUCGGAUAGGAAUAAAGCAGCGAGUGUCCCCUCUGCUACGCCUACCACACAGCUCCUUCAACGACGAUGACCACACAGUCCCAUCUCCCAACUCAGACCUUCCUUCUCAUAUCUCAAUCCCCGAAACCAUCCAAAACUCCAUCCUCCUCCCUCUCUUUCCACAGCCAUUCUCUUCCCACCUUUACCUCCACCUCCACCUCCGACGCUGGCAUACUUUUCCGCGAGAAAAUCGUCUACCUCGAGAGCCUCAACGUCAAUUCCCACAAGGCCCUCCGACUGAACCCAAAUUUCCGCUCCGCCCCUCUCUCCUCCCUCGUCUCCGUCGAGCACUGCCUCUUCUCAUUCGGUAUCGCCCGUUCAGCCAUCGGCCGCAUCCUCGACAUGCACCCCCAGCUUCUCACCUCCGACCCUCACUCCAACCUCUACCCCAUCUUCGAUUUCCUCCUCAACGAGGUCUCCAUCCCCUUCCCGGACCUCUCGAAGUCCAUUAUCCGAUGCCCCAGACUUUUGGUAUGCAGCGUGACCGACCAGCUGAAACCCGCCUUGUCUUUCUUGAGGGGCCUGGGCUUCACGGGGCCCAAUUCCAUCACCUGCCAAACCACAUUGUUGUUGGUUUCCAGCGUCGAAGGUACCCUUUUGCCCAAGAUUCGGUACUUGCAGAGUUUGGGGCUUUCGUACAAGGAUGUCGUCAACAUGGUGCUGAGAUCACCUGGGUUGUUGACGUUUAGUAUAAGAAAUAAUUAUACCCCCAAGGUGAAGUAUUUCUUGGAGGAAAUGAAGGGGGACCUCGUGGAAUUGAAGAGGUUUCCACAGUAUUUCUCGUUUAGUUUGGAGGGAAAGAUUAAGCCCAGGCAUAGAGUUUUGGUCGAGCACGGAUUUUCGCUUCCGUUAUCUGAGAUGUUAAAGGUUAGCGAUGGAGAGUUUAAUGCACGGUUGAUAGAGAUGAGGCUGCGGUCGGUCGAGGCCAGAUAAACCUAGCCCUGUCUAAGGGGGUUUGCUUCAGGAUCCUACUUUAUCUCGUGUCUGAAGGGUGAAUGAUGCUCAAGACUUCCCUUUACAUGUGUGUUGUCUAUUACCUAGAACUGCUGCAACUUGAUCAGGGCAACCUGCGAGUAUCUGAGUUGUUCACAAGAUUAUUGGUAUGCGGUGCAAGGAAGUAAUCUGUCAUCCUGAGGGUACCCUUUUUGAACUUGCAAAUUUUAGUGCACCUUUUGACCUUGAACAGGGGAAUUUUGACGAGCUAGCCAUCUGGGAAAUGCAGUCAUUGCUAAAGUCCUGCUCAUGAUUACUUACCCAUUUCUAUUAGGAUUAAUUACUAAAAUUGUCCCUGUAGUUUUUAGACAAGAUUUUGACUACAGACAAUCUGAGAAAACAUUGAGUAAUGGUGUUGGAUUGGUGUUGCAUGUGUAAAAAGAAUGGGAAAUCAGUAGAUCACCUGCUUCUACAUUGUGAGGUGUCCAGGACCUUGUAGGCUGGUGGAUUUUCUAGCAAGCUGGAGGGUACUCCAAGGCAAUCCUCAAGUGGCAGCAAUAUGGAAGAUGGCCCCUAUAUGUAUGUGUUGGUGCUUUUGGAGGGAGCGAAAUGAUAGAAGCUUCGAGGAUCAUGAGAGGACAAUGGAUGAGCUUAAAGUUCUUUUCUUUAAAAUCAUGUUCUUAUGGGUGGGGGGACUUUAAUGGUCUAAAUGAUUUUCUACUUUCGGUUGUAAAUCCUAGUUAUGUACUUCUUUUUUUGAUAAUUUUAUUUAUUUAUUUAUCUAUUGGGGACCUUUGCCCAAUCCUUAGUUAUGUGCUUCUCGUAUAUACUUCUUGUGUACUUGGACUAUGCCUCCUUUUCUUGUGAAUAAAGUUCUUGAUUACCUAUCAAAAAAAAAAAUCUUGAAAUUUCAGAUUUGAUCAAAUCACUCCCUCUGUUAGUGUUCUGUUAUUAAACCAUUAGUUAUGCCACUUCACACUUCGUCUUUUGACAUUUCAAAUAUAAUUCACUUGUAAUUUUUUUUUUAAUUUUAAUGCUAAUGCUAUAUAUAUAUAUUUAAAAAAAAAAAAAGAAGGAGAAGAAGAAGAGGAAAGGCAACCUCUUCCCCACGACAGCCCCUUGUCAGCCUGCCCAUGCAAGAAGAUUGGGAUGGGGACCUCUUGGGUCAUCAUGCUAGGGGUGGUGCAGGAUUGUGGUGGACCAUCCAUUUUUCAAAUUUCUGAAAUUAAAUUGGUGUUUUAAAUUUAAAAAAUAAGUUAUUAUUAUUAUUAUUUUCUUAAAUGGGAAUGAACCCACUAAGAGACUCUUGGGGGUAACUCAACUUGGCAUGAACUUGAAAAUGCUUCAAGAUUUGGUUCUUUUGAGGGCAAGUGCUGCCCCUUUUUGGUUUGUAGGGAUGGAGGAGACCAAGCAGAUUCACAUUUUGCUGUCCUGGGAUCUAUUUGAGAACACAGCUAUCAAAACAUAUUUUCUUUUCCAGGGUCUCAAGGUGCUCCAGCUAAAAGAAUUUUGUUCUACUCUCUGGAGGGAUCAUACUGUCAACUUUUGGGGUCAAGAAGAAUGGGAGCGAGUAAGUAUCAUCAAUUUAGACUUGAUUCCAAGAAAAACUGUGAAGCUAGCCUUUACUAGUUGUCUUUUGAGGUAGUAUCCUUAAUUAACACCUACAGUCUGAGUGAUAUAUUAGUUCUGGUAACUAUGCACCUGCAGGGAGCUGCCUGUACAGGGGCCUAUCUUUCUGGUAUUCAAAUUUUGGGUCGUUGGCGUGAUAAGGACUGGAUGUGCAUUGCAAAUCAUGUUUUUGUAAAGGCUGCUUUAGAGUUUAAACAAUAACCGUUACUUUUCUGCAUCCAGGUAUUAAUGGAAAUUGUUUCCAAAAGGAGUGCAUAACCAUGUGUUUGGGUAUCUUCUGGAAUUGCUGGUCAUACCUAUUUCUGCAAUAUCCUGCAUAUAGCGUAAUCUUUAUUAAAUUGUUACACUUUUAAGUCAACUCACAUUAAUUUGAAUUGCUUGGGUCAUCCUCUUGUUUUAUUUUAUAUGCACCACUGCAUUAUGUCACAUAACGAAACGUGGGAAAACCAUGGUCUCACCCUGUAGCAAACAGAGUUACGUAAAUUUGAUACAAUAAAUAAUUUUGCCAAAUUUUAUUGGCUGGAUGAUCCUAGCUUUGAUAUAUUUUAUCCUUUUAGGUUGUCUGGAAAAUUCAUAACAUCAAGAAGUUGCUUCAUACAUAUAAAUCCUCCAUUGGUCAUUUUCUUUUCUAUUAUUUUCUUUUUUAUGAAUGCGAUCUGAACUCAGGCAUUGAGUGUGCCUAAUUUCUGGGAAUAUGAUUUGUUUAACAGUUUUUGUAGCUCUCUUUUUAGCUUUGCCUUCCCUACUUGGAUCAAAUUUUGGCAUUCCAUUCAGUUUUCCAAAUUUAUGAAUGUUGUAGUUGAUUAUGGCAUUCUUAUCGCUAGGGAGUUUGUCUGUUUUAAUGUAGGUAUUUUUUUUUUUCACAUUUGUUUCCUUCAUGAGUGUCCAUUUAGCAUGAAAGAGAAUGAAUAAGUGGGAUUUGAAGGCUGAUAUUGAGUUUUUGGAUGGAAGUUUAGCUAAUGCACUCAGAAUGUUGUUUUUUAAUUGCCACGAAUGUAGCUAUUUGAAAUUUUGAAUGUUGAUCGGUGGUUAUCCUAGACUACUAUUCUGACUCGUUUGAAAACUGCCUUGACACACCGGUUGAGCAUAAGGUUUUCUGUCACACAAUACAGCUCUUAACGUGUAUUUGAUGGGGUUUUGGUUGGUUUCAUUGCGGCAUGUACAGUGGACUCAAACAUGAGCUCUGAGAUUAGUUGUUAUGGAAUAUUUUUUGCCCUACAUCUUUCCGCAACAUUUGUUCUGUUCUCUUUUCUCGCUUUCGCUCUCUCAGUUUCAAAAGAGAAUCUUGUCCUCAACUCCCAACAUUGGGUCGUUUGAGUUGUAGCAGGGCAUAUAAGUCUUGAUAAGUCACAUGUUACUGGUAGAGUUCUAACAUCACUUUGUUUAGUUUUGGGACAUGGGCUGGCACAAUUGGCCAAGCCGUUUUUGUAAUCUGUAUAUUUUUGUUCUCAUACAAUAGAGGGAAGAUGUAGAGUAGGUGUGAGGGGGGAAAUAUCUAGACCCAAGACCAGGCUCAACCUACCAAGCCAUCACUAGGAGGAGACAAGAGGAAAAACAACAAUUAAGGGAGAGGUGUCAGGAGGCAAUGGGGAUCAUACCUUACUACUGUAGGGGGCAUGCGGAAAGAGGUAUCAGAUAAAAGGGGACGUCCAGAUGACUUCAAAUGGAUUCUUCUUCGACUGCGACUUGAACUUCUUCAACCUCUUGAAAGGGAGCAAAAGGGUCUUCUCCAACAAAAACAUUUAAGAUCUCCAUUGUACAAUAAGAAAUGAGAUAUUGUAAUAAGCAUAUUAUAAUGGAUUUCUUCCUCUCAAAUGUCCGUGGACGUGGGCAUUAUACCGAAUUACUAUACUGAAUCAUGUAAAUAUAUGUUUAUCUCUCUUUA